GUCCGUGUUGACGCUGCUGCAUGCGGAGCUGAGCGCAUCGCAUUCCGAUGUGAGCGAGAUGUGACCGCUGCGUGCGGACAGUUCCGUCUCCUCCUCCUCCGACCUGAUAAAGGGAAUAAAACCCCCCCAAAAAAUAAAAUGUCCAACUUGAGGGAAUCGAACACGUGUCCUGACGGCUACAGGGCUCUGAACACGAGCGAGCUGCGAGAGCUUCUGCAGAACGACGACAAAAUGGACCAAAUCCUGCGACUCAAUGAAAAGUUUCAGGAGCUCCAGGUGGACAGGGAGACGCUGCAGGCGACCAAUCGGAGCCUGGCCGAGGACAGCCUCGCCCGGCAACCCCGCCUCUGCAACGGCAGACUCCAACUGGCGGAGAAAUACCGGGAACUGUCCAACCUGGCAACCACAUGCUGGGAAAAACAGAGUCGGCUCGAGGCUCGCGGCGGGAAGCAGAGCCUGCAGACGGCGCAGAACCUCCUGCAGGAAGAGGUGGCUCGUGCCGAGGAGCAUUCAGAGGAGCUGCUGGAGAAGUUCAUGGAGGGGAACGUGAGCCUGGACGAGUUCCUGGACUCCUUCCAGAGCUCCAGGAAAACGUACCACGUCCGCCGGGCUCAGGCGGAGAAGAUGCAGGAUGCGGCGAGGGCGAAGAGGCAGCCGAGCAAAGCCAAGACGACGGCGGAGGAGAGCAGGGAGGUGAGGAAGGACUCGGAGAAGACUCAGGAGCCUCAGAGGCCCAACGGCUUCGUGGCACAGGGACCCCUCAGAGUGUUCCAGGUCCGCUACGGCCUCACGCCCGCCAUCCUCCUCCCACAUUACCCCGUCUCCCCCGCCUCAGCUCCGAGCCAUCAAAGCAGCACCCCGCCGCCCGAGCCCCAUCUGGGUCAGACCCACAUCCUGAGCCCCAGCAACCCGCUGCCGGGACACGGGCAGCCGGUCGGCCUCAGGGUCAUCGGACAGCUACCGGGCGGCUGGCCGGCUCACGGGCGGCCGCUGAGAGUGCAGCAGCUUUACAGGCCGAACCCUCAACAGCCAGAACCGCCGUACCGAUAAUCUCCACUAGGAGGGAGGAAGGAGGGAGGAAGGAAGGAAGGGCCUGGUUUGAGAGGUCUUCCGAGACAUGGAACCAAACAGUGGCUGUC
Molecule: messenger RNA, 1139 nt
Organism: Anoplopoma fimbria (sablefish)
Lineage: Eukaryota; Metazoa; Chordata; Actinopteri; Perciformes; Anoplopomatidae
Gene: vps37d
Product: VPS37D subunit of ESCRT-I
Exons: 4
Coding region: 139-1050 (303 amino acids)
Biological process (GO): ubiquitin-dependent protein catabolic process via the multivesicular body sorting pathway; protein targeting to membrane; protein targeting to vacuole
Cellular component (GO): ESCRT I complex
Source: RefSeq, a predicted model, not a curated record